GCAAGAGAGGAAGCACAAUAAGAAGAUAGAGAUAAAUAGACCCAUGACUUCCAUCUUCUAAGGCUUUUAACUCAUCCACCAACAUGAGGGCUCUGCCCCCCUUUGUAAUCAUGAGUCCACCUGCCAUCAUUACCAUGGAAAAAACUAGUCUCUACCUCUUUCUAAAUUGCAUGUAUACCCACCAGUAUAUGUACGCUAGAUCACUUAUUAAUAUGAGAUAGCAGAGAUAGCAAUCCACUACUCUCGUCUCUCAACUUCAACUCAUUCAUUUCAAGAACUCACUUCCUAUUUCCUCCUCCUACUCUUUAACUAUUCUUCAUCUUUCAAAGGAAACCAUAGAAGAAUGUGUAUGAGCACUGCAGAGUGGAUCCCAUCUCGACCUCGAACCAAGAGAUCUAAGGUUCAAGUUCACAGGCUUACCAGCAGGAGGAGAAGAUGUGAAGUACAGGUUGAGAAGGAUAUGGAACUGAAGAACUUGAAGCUGUAUUUGGAGAAUAGGAAUAUCAUGGAAGAGAAUGAGAAACUGAGGAAGAAGGCUACCCUUCUCCACCAAGAGAAUCUAGCUUUGAUGUCUGAGUUUCAGACCAAAUUCCCUCAUUUCAACCGCUUCUCCACCACCCUCUUUCUUGUUCUUCACAAACAGUGACAUAAAAGAGAAGAAAACCAACCCUCCCUUUAAAUCUCUCCCCCUAGGAUCAUAUGUUACUCUUUAUCUUCCAUGAUAAAUGAUAAAAUUUUCAUCUUAUGAUUAACUAUAUUUUCAUUAGUCCUUGUAUUCCUCGCUAGAGUUCUUGAUUUCAGACAGUUGAAAUGAAGUUUGUUUUAAUUCUA
Vitis riparia (riverbank grape) is the source of this 831-nucleotide messenger RNA. Its product is annotated as protein LITTLE ZIPPER 1-like. The transcript has 2 exons. The coding region runs from base 344 to 646 and encodes 100 amino acids. The record is from RefSeq and is a predicted model, not a curated record. Lineage: Eukaryota; Viridiplantae; Streptophyta; Magnoliopsida; Vitales; Vitaceae.